This is a messenger RNA of Ochotona curzoniae (black-lipped pika), 2109 nucleotides long. RefSeq names its product PDZ and LIM domain 2 (gene PDLIM2). The coding region runs from base 456 to 1304 and encodes 282 amino acids. The transcript has 7 exons. Lineage: Eukaryota; Metazoa; Chordata; Mammalia; Lagomorpha; Ochotonidae. The record is from RefSeq and is a predicted model, not a curated record. Gene Ontology annotation, molecular function: actin binding; muscle alpha-actinin binding. Gene Ontology annotation, biological process: heart development; muscle structure development; actin cytoskeleton organization. Gene Ontology annotation, cellular component: adherens junction; filamentous actin; Z disc.
GUGCUGUGGGUUUUGAGGACCGGAAGCAAAUACUUGUGGGGACUUCUUGGGCCUGGUGGUGGAGGAGGUGGUGGAGGUGGAGGAAGGGCAGAAGGAGGUGGCGCCGGCCUCUCCAGCAAGCCAGCCACCUGUCAGCUGCUGCACAUCCCACUCCCCGCACAUCCCCCCUCACCUGCAGGCUGCACAGCCACCGCGGCCAGGGAGCCUCUGGCUGGAGACUGCGGGGAAGGGGAACUUUGUGUGUGAGUGUGUGAGUGUGUGUGUGUGUGUGUGUUUGUGGGGUGAUGGGGAAGUGGAACUGGGUGAGGGAGGGGACAGCGUCAUUUCCUCCGUGACGUGUCAGAUGAGUGACUCUGGGGACCUGCCUCCUUCCUCCUGGCAGAGUUUUUUUUUUCAGGUGGGCCCGGGGGUGCUGGGCCUCACCUGCCUGCUCUCCUUUCCCUCAGGUCUCAGGUAUGGCGCUAACUGUGGAUGUGGUGGGACCAGCACCCUGGGGCUUCCGCAUUUCCGGAGGCCGGGAUUUCCACAUGCCCAUCGUGGUGACCAGGGUGACUGAACACAGCAAGGCCCAGGCUGCUGACCUCCGGCCUGGUGACGUCAUCGUGGCCAUCAAUGGGGAGAAGGCAGACAGCAUGCUUCACGCGGAGGCCCAGAGCAAAAUCCGCCAGAGUCCCUCACCCCUGCGGCUGCAGCUGGACCGGUCUCAGAUUGCCUCCAGCAGGCAGGCCAAUGGGGAUGGCUCCUUGGAAGUGUCGGCAUCUCGCUUCCAGGCUGGCCAGGGCCGCGCUGGCGACUCCGCGGUGCUGGUGCUGCCUCCUUCCCCGGGGCUCCGUUCCUCCAGCCCCAGGUUCAGCUCAGACUCCGGAGGGGCAAGCCACCUCCUGGAAGAAGACUCCGAAGUUUUCAAGAUGCUUCAGGAGAACCGGGAGUCGCGCUCGGCACCCCGGCAAUCCAGCUCCUUUCGGCUCCUGCAGGAAGCGCUGGAGGCUGAGGAGAGAGGUGGCACACCUGUCUCCCUGCCCAGCUCGCUGAGUCCUCAGUCCUCCCUGCCCACAGCCCGGGCCCUGACCACUCCACCCAAGCUCCACACGUGCGAGAAGUGUGGCAUCACUAUCGCGAACCAGGCGGUGCGAAUCCAGGAGGGGCGGUACCGCCACCCCGGCUGCUACAGCUGCGCAGACUGCGGCUUGAACCUGAAGAUGCGUGGGCAUUUCUGGGUGGGUGACGAGCUGUUUUGUGAGAAGCAUGCGCGCCAGCGUUACUCCAUGUCCUCCCCGGCCCCGAGCCUCGGCUCCCAGGCCUGAGUCGGCUGCUGCCGCUGAGCCCCAUGGAAGGGGCGUGAUGGUGGCAGCUGGCAUCCUGAGAUGGUGGAACUGAGGGUGCAUCCUCACCAGGGUCCCCUGCGGGGGGCAGGCUGAGGCGGCGACCGCCUCUGAUGUCCUGGCGCAUGCGGGGACCACGUGGGGUAGAACAUGAAGAGAGGUGCAUCUCCAAGGUGCCAGGGUGGAGGGCCUUUGCUGUGUCGAGUUUCUGCCAUAUGUAGGCCAUAAAUUUGCAUACAUGGAACCAAAGAGGCGCUGUACUUCCUUCUGCUCCCUUGCCCCCUUUCCCACUCCCCAUGGAAGAGGCUCGCUUGCCCCUACUUUGGGGUUUAGUAAAGCAGGAGGUGGGGGGCGGCAGGAGGUGACCUACCUCCCCCCGGGACAGCUCCGCGUCAGCCAGCACAUAGGCCUGGGAGUUGGCCUUGCCCGGGGUGGAAACAAGAGCCAGACUGGCUGUCCCUGGGGGCAGUGCCUUGGCAUCUUGGCAUGAGCAGCCCAGCAUGCGGAGGUCCCUGCUGAGUGCACCCUGCCCAUCCUGCCCCAGCAGGCUGGGUGAUGGGCUGUGGAGGCAGCUCAGCUCUGUUUUCAACGAAGAUCAAAGCCCAGCUCUGCUGGGGCAGCUCUGUGCAAUCUGGCCGUCUUUGCAGGGGAUCUGGGCCGGGCUGACUGUGUUGUCUGCUCGGGCACCUGGCGAUAGCAUUGCCACCCUGAUGUCAUUGUCUCACCUUUUGCCUGGACGGCUGCCUGAGGACCAGCCUUGAUGUUUAUAGAGUUGAAAUCCGUCCAA